Messenger RNA from Naegleria fowleri, 381 nucleotides. RefSeq lists its product as uncharacterized. The transcript has a single exon. The record is from RefSeq and is a predicted model, not a curated record. The coding region runs from base 1 to 381 and encodes 126 amino acids. Lineage: Eukaryota; Heterolobosea; Eutetramitea; Acrasida; Naegleriidae.
AUGGUUCGAAUCAUCAACUCGGAAACCAAUGAGAUCAUUCGAGAUACUCAGUUGGAGAGGAUUUCUGUUGCUUUGAUCAAGGAAUUGAUUAGAUAUGGUUUUGCAUUUGUGAGUGGAUCAUUUGGAUGUUUUUUGAUUCAGUAUGGAGUGAAAGAGUAUCUUGUUUUACGGAAGAAUGAAAAAACAAAUCCCGAAAUCAAUGAUGAACAUCAAGCAACGAGAUGGAAGAUACUUGGAUGGUUGAUUGGAUUAUUGAAUAGAAAUUUCAAGUCAUUGAUAUAUGGUGGAUUAAUAGGGAUUGGAUUGUGGAUUUUGAUUCAACCAUUGAUCGUUGAAUUGAGAAAUUUAAACCAAAAUGUAAUUUACUUUGUUCGCGAGUAA